AUGACCAAAUCGACCGACUCCGACGCUCCUGCCCUUCACCAGCGUACCACCGGUCCCUUCUCAACCUGCAAAUCUGAGUCAAUCUCCAGUUCGACCCCCCCUGGCGCCUGGAACGAUGGAGCUCAAUCUACCGCCAUAGAACAACUUGUCGGACUCAAGCAGGGUUUGCGCACCUCAGACACCGAGCUCUUCUGGCAAAGGCUCAUGGAGGAUGUGACCUCCAUCAGCAAAGCACAGUAUGGGUUCGUGGCAAGACGAGUGCACGGUGCCGAAUCCGUGAAGGAAGUUGGCGACCGUCGCCCCUCGCUCUUCGGCGCGGUAUUCUAUUACAACGAUGGCUACGGGAACGUCGGAUUACAACGAGACCGAUAUUUCGCCGGCGGAAACCCUCUUUUGUAUAUGGAUUAUGACCGUCCGUGUGUGAUUUCCGAGAACCUCCAGUCAGUGUUGUCUUUCGGCGAUGGCCAGCUUCCGUUCCCCGCCGAAGCCUACAUGGCGAUCCCCCUCUUCUCCAACGGGAAGUGCUUGGCGCAUCUUGGAUUGAUGUGGUCUCCAGAAGGUGCGGGACAACGGGACUUGUCAUGGUCAUUUCUGGAAAUGCUAUUACAUUCUCUCGAGGACAUGAUCGUCCAGCGACUCCUUCUGGACAAAGUGUUCCCGGAGCAUCAAUUGACCGAACCUCUAGCAUCCAACCAUCCCACUCCGCCAAAACCAGUUGAACCCUCUCAAGAUGUUCCCGACUUCACAUCCCAGCCACUCAAACCGUUCGCUCGCAGUUUGUCCCACGAAUUACGGACCCCUAUGCAAGGCGUUGUGGGGAUGUUGGAUGUGAUGCACGCUACUGUACGGGAGGCAAUGGAGAGCAAAGCUCCUGUCAAACCGGGCGGUAUUUUCCAGACCCUCAAGGAAGGUAUUGAAAUGGUCCAGGACAGCGCCAGACGUGCUGUCGAGGCUGCAGAUAACGUUGUGCAUGCAUACGAUCUCAAUAUGCAAGUUCCUAAAACUCCCCAACGAGAGGAAGAAAACUGCGAUCUGUCGCAGAUAGCAGAGCAUCCCACCGAAAACCGACCGAGUGUCUUUAUCGAGGGGAACAACAUCGCCGUAAACCCUUACAAGCGACGCCGAAGUCUUCCGUUGGAUGUCUCAGCAUCCGCGCGGCCGGCCCGGCGGCAGCGGCUGCGGGCGGCUACAUCAAGACAGGAACUUUCACCCCGCAGCGAAGAAGUGAAGAAUGCGGUCCACGAAAGCGAUAAAAUCGUUCACGCCACCCCUGCCCGCCAGAUUGAAGCAGUCAUGGCCAACAUGGUGGACCCGAGACCGUCAAUUGCGGUCCGCCGAUCGGCACCGCAUCUGCUUUUAGAGGGUAUCAACACAAAUUUGAGAGGCCCAGCUCUGCGGUUUACCAAGCUCCGAGAUCUUCUUCGACUUGUUAUCAACGAGUCUCUUCACGUUGGUGGCCGACCCGAGUCUGCCGAGAGCAACGUGACGGACUGUGGCGAGACAAUUGAGAUUCGAUCUCGAUCCUCGAACGGCCAGGUCUACACAAAGACGGUUGAUUGGUCGGUUGACCCGGCACUUCCAGAAACCCUGUUAGCAGAUGAUAGGGAUCUUGCCAAAUUGAUUUCCUAUGCUAAGAAGAACGAUGUAUUGAUUAUGGUGCGAGAUACUGGUCCAGGAAUUCCGGCUGCGUUUCUGCCCAAUCUCUUUAAGCCUUUUGCUCGCGAAGAUGCAUCAAUCACGCGAAGUAAGGACGGCUUGGGACUUGGCCUUCUCGUAGCCAAAGGUCUGUCCAGAAAGAUGGGAGGUGACCUGAUUUGUGUUCGCUCAGCUACCACAGGCCCUGACCACGGAUCGGAAUUUCAGAUCAGAGUACCUGUCAACCAGCGCGAAGCCUACAGCCGCCUCAGAAGCCCGUGCGAGAGGACCAUGACCCCUCCAUCACUCAACGGGCACACACGCACCGGAAGUGGCAGCAGCUUCGUUUGGGAACCCGCAUCUUUGAGCUCGCCGGCCGUAUCGCAGAAUAUUCAACUGCAGCAACCGACCCCUAGCACUGUAGGUGAGACUCCAUCUCACAAUUCUCCGUCUCAAAUCGCCACCCAGCCUCAGAUCACUACUCUCCCCAUCUCGCAAGACGCCUACGACAAGAAGCUUGGGGAAAAAUACCCCUUGCGAUUUUUGGUUGCAGAAGACAACCGAAUCAAUCGCCGUGUCCUAGUCAACAUGCUACGGAAGCUAGGCUACCGAGAUGUGCUCGAAGCCGCCGAUGGUAGAGAAGCUGUUCAGAUAGUCAAAGAUACUUUGACAGCAUCAACGCCAAGGCAUAGUUCAACGGCAUUUCCCAGUCUCGUUUGCGGGUCACCCGACGAACCCCCAGAAACUCACCCUGGCGAGAUCAGACCAAUCGACAUCGUGCUCAUGGAUCUUUGGAUGCCAGAGAUGGAUGGCUACGAAGCCACUACUCGCAUUCUGCAGAUGGUUGAUGAUUACGGGAAACCAUCUACUUCACUGGAAGGAUCCCCUCGGAUAGAUUCAAUCAACUCAGACAGCAUGGAAAUGGACAUGACACCUCGCACCCCUCAACCUCCUACCAUUCUCGCCGUCAGUGCCGAUGUCACCGAUGAGGCAUUGGCACGUGCCUCCAAAGUCGGAAUCAAGGGUUAUAUGACGAAGCCUUACAAACUCACCGAUCUGGAGAGGUUGAUUCUUGGAUUCUGUGGAGAUCGUGGGGACAUGAUCAUUGACAGUUGA
This is a messenger RNA of Penicillium chermesinum, 2751 nucleotides long. Its product is annotated as hybrid sensor histidine kinase/response regulator. Gene Ontology annotation, molecular function: phosphorelay sensor kinase activity; histidine phosphotransfer kinase activity. Gene Ontology annotation, biological process: protein autophosphorylation; phosphorelay signal transduction system. The record is from RefSeq and is a predicted model, not a curated record. Bases 1 to 2751 code for a protein of 916 amino acids. NCBI's taxonomy places the organism in Eukaryota, Fungi, Ascomycota, Eurotiomycetes, Eurotiales, Aspergillaceae. The transcript has 3 exons.